AUGGACAGCCCCAGCAUGGGGAGCCUCUGGCCUUGGGUGCUGGGUGUGCUCUCUUUGCCAGGUUUGAUCCUAGGAGCGCCCCCAGCCUCCAGCUGCCCAGGAGCCUGUGGGAGCAGCUUCUCAGACAGCUUCACCCCUGAGGGGACCCAGACAUCCUGGGACAAGGACAUCCCUGCGAUUAACCAAGGGCUCAUCCCUGAGGAGACACCAGAGAGCAGCUUCCUCCUAGAGGGGGACAUCCUGCGGCCGAGUCCCUUCCGCCUGUUGUCAUCUACAAACAACAAGUGGCCCAAAAACGGGGGUGUGGUGGAGGUCCCCUUUCUGCUCUCCAGCAAGUAUGAUGAGCCCAGCCGCAAGGUCAUUCUACAGGCAUUUGCCGAGUUUGAACGCUUCACGUGUGUCAGGUUUGUUGCCUACCAUGGCCAGAGAGACUUCAUCUCCGUCAUCCCCAUGUCUGGGUGCUUCUCCAGCGUGGGGCGCAGUGGAGGGAUGCAGGUGGUGUCCCUGGCACCCGCCUGUCUCCAGAGGGGCCCGGGCAUUGUCCUGCAUGAGCUCAUGCAUGUGCUGGGCUUCUGGCAUGAACAUUCACGGGCCGACCGGGACCGUUAUAUCCGUGUCAACUGGAACGAGGUCCUCCCAGGCUUUGAAAUCAAUUUCAUUAAAUCUCGGAGCAACAACAUGCUGGUGCCCUAUGACUACUCAUCCGUGAUGCACUAUGGGAGGCUUGCCUUCAGCCGGCGUGGGCUGCCCACCAUCACGCCGCUCUGGGCCCCCAAUGCCCACAUAGGUCAGCGAUGGAACCUGAGCACCUCCGACAUCACGCGGGUCCUCCGGCUUUAUGACUGCAGCCAGAGUGGCCCUGGCUCCCAUGGGAGAGGGGCCCAGGCCCAUGGCAACGCUGGGAGCCCCACCCCUGCCUCGGGACCACACCUGCAGCGGCUUCUAGAGGCACUGUUGGCAGAGUCCAGGAACCCCAAAGCUGCAGAGAGCCCACUGGAGUGGGAGCCCCCCGCCCUGGGAAAGCUCGUCUGA
Messenger RNA from Molossus molossus (Pallas's mastiff bat), 1032 nucleotides. It is a transcript of the gene ASTL, whose product is annotated as astacin like metalloendopeptidase. Gene Ontology annotation, biological process: proteolysis. NCBI's taxonomy places the organism in Eukaryota, Metazoa, Chordata, Mammalia, Chiroptera, Molossidae. The record is from RefSeq and is a predicted model, not a curated record. Gene Ontology annotation, molecular function: zinc ion binding; metalloendopeptidase activity. The transcript is spliced from 10 exons. Bases 1 to 1032 code for a protein of 343 amino acids.